Messenger RNA from Choloepus didactylus (southern two-toed sloth), 2332 nucleotides. It is a transcript of the gene TMEM252, whose product is annotated as transmembrane protein 252. The record is from RefSeq and is a predicted model, not a curated record. Lineage: Eukaryota; Metazoa; Chordata; Mammalia; Pilosa; Megalonychidae. The coding region runs from base 54 to 566 and encodes 170 amino acids. The transcript is spliced from 2 exons.
CAGGGAAGCAGGGGAUUGGCAAGGUCAACGAGCUGGGUUCUAAAGGAGCAGGGAUGCAGAACAGAACUGGCCUGGUUCUCUGUGCCCUUGCUCUCCUGAUGGGUUUCCUGGUAAUCUGCCUGGGGGCCUUCUUCAUUUCCUCAGGCUCGAUGUUCAACUGUCAGAGGAACCUGAUAGUGGCCUAUUUGCUUCUGCCUCUAGGGUUUGUGAUCCUUUUGAGUGGAAUUUUCUGGAGCACCUACAGCCAGGCAAGUGAAAGCAAAGGGUUGUUCAGCCACGUGCUCCGACAACACCUUGCUCAUGGGGACCUGGCCUUGGCCACAGUGGACAGGCCAGAUUUUUACCCUCCAGCUUAUGAAGAGAGCCUUGAUGCUGAAAAACAGACCUGCCCUGCAGGGGGACAGGCCUCUGAUAUUCCUCCACCCCUGUACACAGAGAUGGACCUUGAAUUCAGAGAUGAAAAUGAGACCCAACCAGAGGCUCCACCAUCCUACAGAGCAUCUGUGACUGACAGGGCAGCCACAGCAACGUCUGAGGCUCCUGAGAGGUCAAGCCAAGAAUGCUGAGGGCAGGAAACACUCUCAGCACUUGUGACACACCCUCACGGGAAUCAGCUGCUAAUAAUAAACUCAGUCAAGGGACUGUGGGAAAGAAACCAUGUCAGUGACCUGCACCGGACCUCGCCUAGGGGAUGCUCAGAAGAGGCCAGGGUAGGCUGGGGCCUUGGAAGAGUGUGGUCAGCACUGAGUGUGAGCAUUUCGGAGGAUCCCACCACGCCCAGCCAGGAGGAGCCUUUGGACUGCAGAGGCGUUGGUGGUGAGCGCUGGGCUCCACAGAGCUGCUUUCUGCUGUCAUUCAACUCCGCACCCAUCACCUCUGCCCCAAACAGGGAGGCAUAUAUGCUUCAUUUACUGUACUUAAUAAUUACAGGAAAGUACACUGGAAAUGAAGGGUCAUUGUCGUUUAAAUUUUGCAUUGCUCAGUGUCUUCACAGUUGGUUUCAUAGUUUUGCCCAUUUGCCAUUUAUCAAAGUGACACAGUAAUUCAUAUCCUGGGAGAUUUGCUCUUGGAAUCCAUGAAUUUUAUUUUAUUUUGAUUACAUCUUUUUUUUUUUUAAUCUCUAUUUGAAAGGAAAGUGGCUGUAAUAUUUGCUUUCAAAAUUGUUCAAAUACAAAAUUUUAAAUGAGUAUUUUUAAAUGGACCCUCAUACGAGCACAUAUAGUAAGAUUUCUUAUAGACCUAAAUUGAAUAGACAAUAUACUUAGGAAUUCAUAAUACACAGAAUUCAGAAAAAAGAAUUUGAACUACCACAAAGAUAGCAGUGAAUUAGAAUUUGAUAUAAAUCUUGAAAAGUUUUUAAUAUAUCUUCUAAAUCUUUUUGAAAGAUAGGAGACUAGAGUGAAGUACCUUGAUCACUGGUAGGAAAUUCUUUGUGUCUCAAAAUACAGAGGCAUACAUUUUUAGACUUAGGACAUUUAUUUUAAAAUCCAAUGAUUACUCCUCAGCUUCAUUUCUCUGGGCCUCAGUUUCCUCUUCCAUCAAGUGAGGAGUUUAUGCUAGGAUUAAUAUUUAACAUUUAUGGAAUGCUUUUUACAUGUCAAGCACUGUACUUUUUAUGCAGUUUGUUAUUUAACCCUCAUUCCAUCCCAAAGAGUUAUUCCCAUUUUACAGAUACAUAAAACAGAGACUUUGGGAAGUUAGUAAACUUGUUCAGUAUCACAAAGUUGUUUCCAGGAGGAAUAAGAAGGGUCCAGAGUGGGAGAGCAGCCCUUGGUGAAUGGGCACAGGAAGUGCCCAGCACAGUCAGAGGGAAGCAUACAGAUCCUUCAGGAAGGAAAGAAGGAAGAGGGUUGUCAAGAUGUGAUGAGGGCACCAAGGGACUCUGUGACCUCCUCUUUUCUGAAAUUGCUGGAGUGCACAGAUUAAAUGUGUCCUGCCAAAUAAGCAGGAAACCACAUGAGAGGAAAUCCUGAUCUCUUCACACAACGCAUGAAUUUGAGAAUCUGUGAUUUGAAUGAGUGUCAAGGACGUGACUGGAUCAGAAGGUCACUCAUCGUCACCUAGUAGCAAGCUGACCAUUGAUUGGCAAGGCAAUUUAUUAUUCCUCUUUUGUCAUCUCUUUCUAUCCCUCUACCAAGAGGUUUAUCCUGAAACUUUCCUUGGGGCCAGAGCACAUUCACCCACCUGAACAAGUUGCAUCGCUGCGGUGGUCGUCCAGAGUUUGCAUUUGUAAUAGAUGUUUUUUCCAACUACUGGUGACAUAUAAAACAAAUGUUAAUUUUAGUUUACAUAGGAAAUUGUUUUCAUCCCUUUCCCACAAUAAAUUUUGUAC